Molecule: messenger RNA, 2720 nt
Organism: Saccoglossus kowalevskii
Lineage: Eukaryota; Metazoa; Hemichordata; Enteropneusta; Harrimaniidae
Product: ciliary microtubule inner protein 1-like
Source: RefSeq, a predicted model, not a curated record
AGCCGCGGUAUCCUGUACACGCUAUCCGUGUGUGACGGGAUUUUCGCUUUAAUUCUUUUGCCAAACAGUAACGGAAAUAGGUCGAUUUUGUGCAUUUAAAGUCGAAUAUGGCAGACAAAGCCGGUGGUAAAGCUUUAGCAGGGUUCAAUUUCGUCGCUCAGGACCAGAUUUGGAAAGACCACGUAAAAUACGAAGAAGACUCUAGGAAAAGUUGGCCACAACAUUGGGGCUUUUUGAAAACAACAUAUAGAGACUUAGUAAAAGAUGAUUUCCCCAAGACAGAACGUGAGAAAAUCAUUCUUCCCCCACCCUUGGCACUUCCUCCAAUAACACCAAUAUCAAGAUACAUCAAAAUUGGCAGAUCACCAGCGGUUCCAGAAACCACAGCUCAAUUUGUUGGUUGGCGCUCUACUAAGUAUGACUGCAGACUAGAGAAAUAUGGACGAUAUGCCAAACCCAAAGGUGGUCUUGUAAGACAACUAAAUUGGCCACAAGAGGGGAUUGACUAACAUACAAAACAGUAUAUGUUUUUGGUAGGGUCAGCCAUUUUAUUUUAUUGUACAGUGGACUGGGUUAAAUCUAUGCAUAUUAUGUGAUCCAUUGCAUUUCUGUGUCACAGUAAGUUCACAGUGAAAACUAUAAAUGACCUCCGAAACCAUCUUUCCUUCCUGCAUAGCAAAAUCUGUGAAACCAUCUAUGUACAGAUUUAUUUGCGAUCUUUUUAAAGUCAUUUGAAUAUCACAAAAAUAACUCGUAAAAAGCAAAUAUGUGUUAGGUCUGAAUAUUUGUGAUUUUUGUGAAAUUUGCACAUCUAUGGAGAUCAGUCUGAGAAUUUGAUGAUCCCCAUCAAUCUGUGAUAGGGCUUCCCAUUGUGGUUGAAUUCAAGGAGAGCAAUGGUCCUCUCCGCUGAGGUUAAUUGGAUGAUCUUUGACCUCUUGUGGUAAUAAACAAGAUACCCUAUUAGGGAGAUGUCAUUGUGAUGUUAAAGGGGCAUAUAUUAUAUAUUCUCUUUUCUAUGCAGUCAAUUUGACAUCAAGGAGGUAUGACAUCAGGGGUGAAAGAAUAAUUUCACAAUUCAUAAUAAAAAUGACUCAUGGGUAUUUGUAUGACAGUGUAAUUUAUACACCUAGUAUUUUUUUUUGGGGGGGGGGGCUGAUUGCAUACUUUACAGCACCAACCUGAACACCAUUCCUAGGGGACCAUCGCUCUUCUUGUUACCUUUUACCAAUAUUUUUGUGUCUGCCAUUCUAGAUUUCAGUGUCAACGUAAUUGAAUGACAUAUUUGCUCUUUCAAUUCCACAUGUACUGUAUUUGCUUUAUUAGAAGCACAUCUCCAAUAGAAGUGUAUGUCAGCUGAAUGAAUAUGCAUGUUGGAGUUGGAGCAAAUAUGGUAAUCUGACUUGCAUGAUGAACCCAGUUCACUAUCAUACUAUAGCAAUUUAUAGCACAGUGACCAAGCCAUGUUAUCACUUGAUUUAUUCUUUUUAUCACAUUGCGUUUUUUAACUGUAUUUUUUUAUUAGUAAAUCCAAAAUGACCAACUUGUGCUAAAAACCUAAUGACUGGCAGAUGUAUCAUAUUUCAUAGCCAAAUGUAAUGUCAAAUCUGAUUGGUCAGUUUGCAUGCCAGGUGGCAUGAUAAUUAUAGUUUGAAGUUGAUAUUCAAUGCCACAGCACAUGAAAAUAUAUUACAAGUGACUUUAGAUGCAUCGUCAUUCCGUCCAUGUAAAUUUUAAAAAGCUAAAGAUUACAUGUUUUUUUGAAUAUCCCUUUCUCAACCUGAAAUUUCUCUCACAAAUGUCAGCACUUUUCAUGAAAAAGUGAACAAAUAAAUUUGCAGCAACUUCUUUUCAUAUUUAAACCAGUAUGGCAUUCAAUAGAUUUUGCUUCGCUUGUGACAACCUCUUGCCUCAUUGCCAUACUAGCUGUUUAUAUUAUUGGUUGCUAGUCUCAUACAUGUAGUACUAGGCAUUCAUUAUUUUUUAGCUAAAUGGUGAAUCAUGAUUGCAAUUUAAAUGAAAUCAAUAUCUUUUGUUGUCUUCCAAAUUGUAUACAUGAAGAGUACCAGUUGCCAUGGUAUACUUGUUCCUGGUUCUGAAACUGACAAUGUCAUUGUUGUUUUUCAGGCCACUAAUAUGUUUCUACCUGCAACUUUAAUUUGAUGAAAACAAUGUUUCCUAAUAUGGACUUAAAUUGCAAUCAAAGCAGAGCAUUCAGGCAAAAUUGCAUAAUUGACUAUAGUCAGUAGUACAACUGUCAACUGGCGGUUAGUCAGCAGGAAUGAAACAUGAAUUUUAAUACUACAGUCAUGUAAUUUCACCUUCAGUAAUCAGUCAAUUUGUUGCAAACAAAUAUAUUGCAUUUAAUCCAAAAACAUUGAAAAAUGAUGUUUUUGAGUUUUGUUUUAUUACCAAACAACUGACAUCAAGCUACUGGCUCCAUUUCAUAUCAUUUAUUUACUAUUUUUCUUUCGUAAAUUUAAAUAUUUAAUAGUAUUACGUACGUGGGAGUGGAACAAUACUUAUUUUUAUAGUAGAGUGUAUUUUUUAUGAUUGGUUGUUAAAACAGGCUGUACCAGUAAAUGUAACUCAGAAUAAUGGGUCCACUAGAGCAAAUACACCGACUGUCUGGAGUAGAUGGAGGAGCCACCUGUGCAGUCAUUAAAAAGAAAAGUCACUUUAUUUUCACAUAAAUCAAUAAUCAUGUGCAUAUACAGUUUUAU